This is a messenger RNA of Orbicella faveolata, 987 nucleotides long. RefSeq names its product EGF-like repeat and discoidin I-like domain-containing protein 3. The record is from RefSeq and is a predicted model, not a curated record. NCBI's taxonomy places the organism in Eukaryota, Metazoa, Cnidaria, Anthozoa, Scleractinia, Merulinidae.
AUGGUUGCCAAGAAGUUUUCCCGCCUUAACAAGAUCCCAGCUUCGGGGAAGGCCGGGGCCUGGUGCACGCGCACUAACAAUGGUAACGAAUGGCUGCAGGUUUACUUAGGGCGGGAAACCACAGUCACCAAAGUGGCGACACAGGGGAGAUAUGAUAGUGAAGACCGGGUAAGGAGCUACAGUUUGUCCUACAGUGUGGAUGGCUCGCAUUGGGCCUGGUACAGACUCAUUGAGGGACAUAUUAAGGUUUUUGGAGGUAACAUCGACCGUAACACUCCAGUUUAUCAUUCUCUGCAUUCGCCAGUUCAAGCCAAGUAUCUUCGUUUCCACCCCAAGACUUGGUCAAGUCACAUUUGCACGAGAGUAGAAGUUUAUGGCUGCCAGGAAGGCUAUCAGUGCUCCAUGUCACUCGGAAUUGAAGAUGGCCGAAUUCCAAAUAGUGCCCUGACUGCUUCAACUAUUUACAGCGCUGUUUGUGCCGCCACGUUCGCCCGUUUAAACUUGGCAGCUGCUUCAGGUAGGGUAGGAUCCUGGUGUGUCAAAACGAAUAACGUCAACCAAUGGCUGCAGAUUGAUCUUGGAACUCCCACAACCGUUACCAAAGUAGCAACCCAAGGAAGACAAGAUGAUUCUCAAUGGAUAACUAGUUAUUCAUUGUCUUACAGCCAUGCAGGUUCUUUCUGGGUUCAGUACACCGUGCGAGGUAGAAAGAAGGUUUUUCGCGGCAACUUUGAUCGGGACUCCAUUGUUGUUCACAAGAUCUUCCCGCCAUUCCAUGCCCGUUUUUCCGAAUCCAUCCGUUGACAUGGCACAGCCAUAUCAGCAUGCGUGCUGAGCUGUACGGCUGUCCGAUCAAGGGCAUCUGAGGAACUGAGAAAAGCUCAGUCAGGCGCCGAAGAAACGGGAGACGGUAAAGCAACUUCAAGCACAUGGAGUAGUUGUAGGGGUUUUGUUUGUGAUAUCUUCAAGUUCGUAGAGUAUAGAAUA